UGUAUCUAAAUAUAUAUAACCAUAUUUAAAAGAGAGUUAAUGUUUUCUCUAGUUAUCAUCGAUAUUAUAUUUGCACUGAUAUUAAUAGUUUUUCUUCAGUAUACGUAAAUUGCAAGCGCUCUGUCAGACAAUAACCAACGCAUUCAGCAAACUUAUGUUUUAACAUAUAACGUUUUACAUUCCCAGGGCAAAAAGUAAAAAUAGACACGAGCAGUAACGUUAACAAUAACGUCAACAAGCAGUGACAAAAUAUGUAGGCUUGUUUUUGUUUUUUUUUUGUUUUUUUUGUCGGGCCUAUAGGUUUUGGUUGCAUGGAACUAUAUCCAGUGGAGGUACACCAUGUAAUUGGGUCAGAGGACCUUUGACCUGAAAUGUAAAGCUUGACCUUGUCCAUGUCAGGUGAGACAGAGCCAAAGCCCUACCUGUACAGGGGCAUGUCUGAGGAAGGGGAGUCUGAGUCCCCGUGUGGCUCCAUGUCUCACCUGCACCGCAUGGGUGGGGCCUCUGAGGGGAGCGACAGCAGUCAUGACCCACCCACAUCUCCGAGACCUCAAACACAGAUGCAUGAGGACAUGGAGAUGGGCGGAAGUGGCUCUAGUGGAAGUGGCACAGAAUCUCACAGUAAUGAGUCCCACAGUAAUGAAUCACAUGGACAUGAGUCUGUUGGGAGUUCCAGUGGAAACGGAAAGGAUUCUGCGAUCAUGGCAUCAUCAGGGAGUAAUAAGAGCUCAAACUCGCAAAGUCUUUCCCCUCCCAGUAGCAACAACGCAUUCAGCCUGGUCAGUUCAGAGCAAGACAACCCAUCAACCAGCGGCUGCAGUAGUGAACAGUCAGCAAAGGCUAAAACUCAGAAGGAGCUUUUUAAGACCUUGAAAGAGCUGAAAUAUCAUCUCCCUCCUGACAAACGCAGCAAGGGCCGGGCAAGCACACUACACACUCUCAGAUACGCCCUGCGCUGCGUCAAACAAGUCAAAGCCAAUGAAGAGUACUAUCAGAUGCUUAUGAUCAAUGACAGUCAACCCUCUGGUCUGGACGUGUCUUCAUACACUAUUGAAGAAAUCAACAGCAUUACCUCAGAAUAUACCCUAAAAAAUGCUGAUAUCUUUGCAGUUGCAGUGUCCCUGAUCACAGGAAAGAUUGUGUACAUUUCGGAACAGGCUGCAGGGAUCUUGAACUGCAGAAAAGAUGAGUUCAAAGACAGAAAGUUUGUUGAGUUUCUGACACCUCGUGACGUCAGUGUGUUCUACAGUUUUACAACACCCUACAGACUUCCAUCUUGGAGCAUGUGCACCGGAACAGAGUCAUCAUCGACUGAGUUCAUGCAGGAGAAAUCCUUCUUCUGUCGAAUCAGUGGUGGUAAAGAGAAGGAAGGAGAUCUGCAGUACUAUCCAUUUCGGAUGACUCCAUAUUUGAUGAAGGUUCAAGACUCAGAGCUCUCUGAGGAACAUUUCUGCUGCCUCAUACUGGCUGAGAGAGUUCACUCUGGAUAUGAAGCACCAAGAAUUCCACCUGAUAAGAGAAUCUUCACCACAACUCACACGCCAAACUGUGUGUUUCAAGAUGUUGAUGAAAGGGCAGUGCCUCUGUUAGGAUAUCUGCCUCAGGACUUGAUUGGGACACCUCUUCUAUUACACCUGCAUCCCAGUGACAGACCUAUAAUGCUGGCAGUGCACCGGAAAAUUCUGCAGUAUGUUGGGCAGCCAUUUGAUCAGUCCUCAAUCCGAUUCUGUGUGAGAAAUGGAGAAUAUGUUACUCUAGACACAAGCUGGUGUAGCUUUGUGAACCCAUGGAGCCGCAAGGUGUCCUUCGUUAUUGGACGACACAAAGUUCGGAUGGGUCCGAUGAAUGAGGAUGUGUUUUCAGCUCCUGCUUUCACAGAGGAAAAGAUCAUGGAUUCAGAUAUACAGGAAAUUACUGAACAGAUUCACAGACUGCUUCUACAGCCGGUCCACAGUAUGGGGUCCAGUGGUUAUGGCAGUCAUGGCAGUAAUGGUUCUCAUGAGCACCUGCUGAGCAUAGCAUCCUCUAGUGACAGUAAUGGAAAUGGAAACACAGCAAACGGUGGGAACAGGAUCAGCGGAUUCACCAGAAAGGAGGAGGGCAAAAGCAAACCGAGGUCAUUUCAGGAGAUUUGUAAAGGGGUUCACAUGCUGAAAGCUCAGGAGCAGCAAGGCUCCUCUUCCAAAGCAGAACAGAAAAAGUCUUUUGACACAGGGUUCAGGUCUCCUGUUGUAAAGCAGAAAGACUCUGCACUGCUGGUCCGAGAUGGACCUGCCACAAUGGAGGAUUUGAAGGACCACACAAUGUACUCGUACCAGCAAAUCAGCUGUCUGGACAGUGUCAUCAGAUAUUUGGAGAGCUGUAACGUCCCAAACACAGUAAAACGAAAGUAUCAGUUUUCCUCAAACACCACCUCCUCAAAUUCGGAUGAGGACAAGAAAGCCUCUGAUGCCAGUCUACAGCAAACUGAUGAUUCUUUAUGUAUGGAAGCGCCAUCUUCUUUGUCUAUAAAGACCAAUGAAAAGCCUCCGCAAGGUCCUGCCCCAGGUCAUGUUGUUGGAGGGCCUUUAUCUUCUUUGGACCUUCCCAGCAAAGCAGACAGUGUGGUUUCUCAGUGUUCCUACAGCAGCACAAUUGUACAUGUGGGAGACAAAAAAACACAGCCAGAAUCAGAGAUCAUUGAGGAUGCUGCAGAAAGCCCAGCCCCUUCUGCACCUGUUAGUGUGGUUUCCCCACCCACAGUGGAGCAGGAAGCCUAUAAGAAGCUGGGACUCACAAAACAGGUGCUGGCAGCACACACACAGAAAGAAGAGCAAGCGUUUCUCAGUCGGUGUAAGGAGCUACGGAAUGGUCAAGCCCUCCAGAAGGAUUGCCCACCUAGCACACAAAGAAACCGAGGACAGGCUACCGAGGCAGCUCGUGGAACCAAAGCAGGAGCGAGUGUCCCUGUUACAGAUGCAACCAUCAAGAAAAGCGGGCGCACCAAAAAGUCAAAGAAGUCGCGCACAAAACGUCCUGAUUCAUCAGAUAAUGCUGCGUCUCAGCACAGACCUCUACCACCCCUGCAGGGUUUAAACCAGACAUCUUGGUCCCCCUCCGAGACAUCACAGUCUGGUCUUUCAGUUCCAUUUCCAACCGUGGUUCCAGGAUAUCCUCUCUACCCUGUAGUUCCCACUAUUGCCCCACCCCAAGCCCCCCCUACAGGAGCAGCAGAAUCCCAGAACACUCAGGCCACACCCUCUGCCACUACAUAUCCUACCCCUUUAGUCACACCAGUUGUAGCAUUUGUUUUGCCCAGUUUUAUGUUGCCACAGAUAGGCACAGCACCUCGCUCUCCAUUCUAUGCUGACACUCAGCAAGCCUACAGUGCUGUCUUUCAGUCCCAGCAAGCCUACAAUGGCCAGCAUUCCUUUCAGCCUCAACAAGCCUAUAAUGGCCAGCAGCCCUUUCAGCCCCAGCAAGCCUACAAUAUACAGCAACCCUUGCAGCCUCAACAAGUCUACACCGGCCAGGAAGCUUUUCAACCACAACAAGCGUACAGCACUACGCAGCACCUUCAGAACACUCAGGGCUGCAGUACUCCACAGUGCUUUCAGACCCAUACCUCCUUCACUUCCCAGCAGUCAGCAUUUACACCCCAGACACAUUACCAGUAUGGAAUGAGGUCUGACCCCAAACACUCCAUCAUUGAGUCUACAGAGUGUCGGUCUCCUUUGCCACCCCCUCAGUCCCCCCCACUGUUUGAGUCUCGCUGUAGUUCUCCAUUGCAGCUGGACCUGCUUCAGAUGGAGGAAAAGCAGGACUCUCAUAUCACAGCUCCCCAGUCCAGCACCCAGGGUAAUUGCAGUGUAGUACAGGACAAAAACAACACAUCCAUUAAUACCACUUCUUCUGCAAUGGAUGACUUACAGCAGGCAUGUUGUUCGGGUAAUGGUGGCCACUGUGGUGACCACUCCUCAUCCAGCAGUGUGUUGGAACUGUUGUUGCAGGAAGACUCUCAUUCUGCCAUGGGCUCUGCCACUUCAGCAUCUACUGGCUCCACAUCCAAUGACUGCAACACCUUUAAUAGUGGAACAGGAAGCAACACAAGCAAGUAUUUUGGCAGUGUGGACUCCUCAGAGAACAAUCACAAGAGCGAAGACGUAAUAAAGGAACAGGAGCAAAAUUUGGUUAAAUAUGUUCUUCAAGAGCCUGUUUGGAGACUUACGGCCGAUGAUGAUGACUGUGCCAUGAUGACCUAUCAAGUGCCAUCAAGGGAUAUGGAAAAGGUUUUGGGGGAAGAUCGGGAGCGUUUAAGGCGCAUGCAGAAGAACCAGCCCCGUUUCUCUUCAGAGCAGCGUCGAGAACUGAUUGAUCAGCACCCCUGGAUGAGGAGAGGAGGGUUACCCAAUGCCAUCAAUGUCAUGGAGUGUAUGUACUGCGAGAAUGACAUCUCUGCCCCGCUAGAAGAAGACCUACCUGAUAUGGAGUUGACCAUGUUAGGAGAAGUGGUAGAAGAUAGAGGAGCGUCUCAUUCACAGGAAGAGAAGGAGCAACCGAAUGUAUAAUCUGUUUUGACAUUCCACAAAUCUCAGCCAGCAGAGGGCAGCAGGACCUUUCAGGUUCCCACGUGUACACACAAACUAAAAUUGUCUGGGGAUAUCUACUCAGAUAUCCUUUGUCAUUUUAAAAGAUUAUGAAUGUGUUUAUUUAUGUGUGUGUGUGUGUGUGCAUGUAAAGACAAAAGUAUGCCAGAUAGGUAACUGAUUAACCCAAAGAUGCUGUUCAAAUGUGCAAGCUCUGAUUGGCUGGAACCACUGUCACCUGGACCUAACCCGCUCAGUGGUUCUGUCUCUUUAUAGUUUUUCCAGUUCUCUUGUACUGUGUGAAUAUGUAGCUACAGCAGUGUUUUCCUCAGUGGAUUGAUGCUCUGUGCAGAAAUUACGCAUAUUGUCAGAUUAACAUAGGAAUUGGAAAAAAGUAACAGACCUAUUAUGAACAACAGUAUAUGGGCCAAUACGAAUGCAUUUAGCUAGUAAUCAAAACCAGGAAAUGAAACACCGCCGUACUGAGAGUUUGGGGACCAUUCCAGCCAAAUAAGCUGCUGCCAAUAACAAGUGACCAGUCUAAUCCUCUUACAGGGCACUCGUGUCAUUUUGUCAGACAAUACACAGCCAGUAUUUGUUGCGGGUCUUCAGGGAUGUGCAAUCAUGGAAAGUAAUAUUUUUGUAGACGUGUUUUGUAGGUCAUAAAUAAUUGACCAUGGAUAAUUUUUCUUCCUUUUUCUUCCCCUUUCUCUCAUCUUUUUUUUUUUUGUCUUUUGGCUAUAAAAAUGUUGUAGUCACAUUGCAUUCAUCCAACAAAGAUGUCAGGGCACCAGUGCUCUGAGUGGAGGAAACUAGCUUUAUUACAUAUUUUGUAAACAGUCUGUUAACAGAAAUUCUGUAAACUGUCGAGAUGUUCCUGUACCUAAAAUACUCUUUUUCUAUUAUCUGAAAUUCAGUGUACUACCGAGUGUACUUCAUGGCCAAUAGUGCUGAAGCAGGACAAUUGGAACUGGCUCUCUACAUCUCAGUUUCUGAUUUGUGAUUUAUGCGACUACAUAAACGGUUGCAGUCAAUAAACACUUAGUUUAUUCAAAUUUCUUUAUAAGCAUGUCAUUUGGUUUGUGGCUGUAUUUUUCAUCUUUCUUUUUCAUAAAUGUAGUAAAACAAACAUGUCACAUUAUUCCUACCUUGUAAUAAUAAAAAGAUUACAUCUACA
Labeo rohita (rohu) is the source of this 5742-nucleotide messenger RNA. Its product is annotated as period circadian protein homolog 2. The record is from RefSeq and is a predicted model, not a curated record. Lineage: Eukaryota; Metazoa; Chordata; Actinopteri; Cypriniformes; Cyprinidae. Gene Ontology annotation, molecular function: transcription cis-regulatory region binding; transcription corepressor binding. Gene Ontology annotation, biological process: entrainment of circadian clock by photoperiod; negative regulation of transcription by RNA polymerase II; circadian regulation of gene expression. Gene Ontology annotation, cellular component: cytoplasm; nucleus. The transcript has 23 exons. The coding region runs from base 393 to 4547 and encodes 1384 amino acids.